AUGGGCGUGCACAGCAGCCCUAGCCCUGACAGACUGGGCAAAAACCCACGAUACCAGCGCCAGCCUAGGCGUAAAACAAGGGAAGAUCGGUACGAGCCUAGAACAGCGCGAAGACCCAGCAAGACCCAUCGUCGGGGAAAACGGCUGGAAUCUGGCCGGAAAUCCGGAAGCACAGCCAUCAAAGAUAAUUUUAAACCUCCAAAUAUUUCUCAAGAGCGGCUUACGCUUAGCGCAGUUGCUGGUGGCCUCUUUAGACGCGGUCGAGCUUCGUCUCCGGUUAUACGAAAUGAACUUCCAGACCUCUCUUUCCCCGAGCUUAACUUCCUCUCUUCUCACUCAAAGACUCGCCAUGACUCAAUACCCCACUGCGCAGACUUGGACAAAAGGAAUCCGUUACAUCCAGGUCAGCAGAACACUAUCUCGAAGUAUUUUUCACCUUCGCAGCCAAAAGCCCCACAGCGUACUGUCUAUAAGCAGUUAAGGAACCCGAUAUCUAUCAAAAAUAAAGCGCCACUAUGUUCAAUAACGGAUCCUGGACACUCCGUCUCUCCCACUAGUUGGAGCAAACAAAGACCUCGAAAUCCCAAUUUAAGCAGGAAAAGGGCCUUAUCAGAGGUUGGGAGCAGUAUUGCUGGAAGCGAGCAGUCUACUACAUACUAUACGUGUUCUAAGACAAACUCAAAAAUUCCAUCAAGUGAUUCCAAAGAGCCUUGCCAGGCAGGCGGCGUCUCUGGACAGCUUAGGCGUCCUAUCAGCGCGGGCUCCUCCCAAAUGGACUCAAAAGUGCAAGAUAUGCUGUUUCAUAACGCAUACAUUUCUAACACUGUUGAACACACUGGAACACACCCACAAAAGUCAUACUCUCUCGAAGGUUUACUUCGAAAAGCGGCAGAAACAUCUCCAAUACCAUAUCAGACCAAUAUAUCCCCCUCUUCUUCCCACCCUCCCAGCGCUAUUCGCGUGCAAGCUCAACUGCACCGUAAUCAACAUUCAAAGUCAAGGAAGACAUUGACCCAAGAGCCAUCCUGGCGGAAAUGUUACCGUUCAGGCAAGGCCGGCAAGAGGGGAGCGAAUAUACUCUCAUCUCCAAAGUGUUCUCAUGAAGAACUUCCCCCUUCAUCAAAGGAAACAGAGAUCAAGAGGCGGGCCAGCUUGGGCCAAAUAUCAAAUCGCCCUUGGCCAAGUGUGGAGGAUAUACCCCGCCCAGCUAUUUAUGGUUGCCUGCCUGAUUAUGGCUAUGCCAGCCAUCUUACAAUACCACGCCCACGACACCGUCCACCUCGCCGUGGUUCUUAUGCCUCAGACCGUGAGGCGGGCAAUGAUAAUGUCCUACGUUCUUUGAACCAGCGCAGCCAGAAAUUGCUCGCAUGUCAAAGCUCCAACCUAACGCUCGCAGAGAGUCCUGGUACGCCACUGAAAGUCCCUUCACUGCAAUUGGCAGGCUAUUCCGCUGCAUUCAGCCGUCAGUAUCGACUUUAUGGCUCCCCGCCGCCUUUUAAUCUACCAAAGAAACCUCCGUCUGAAGCGAUAGACCUAGACUCUUUAUCUUCUUGGGGAGAUAGCUCAAUACAUCUGCUGGAUGGUGAAACUCAAAGUUUGAGGACUCCGUCUGAGCCUGACGGGGAUCUUCCAUGUACGCCACCAUCCCAGCUGAGGACGCCUUCUCCAUUACAGCCAACAGAUCCAGCCACCCCUGGUAACCAAAAUAUACAAACUGACAUUGAAGAUCAAAACUUUGAACCAUCGAGCUUCUGGAAACCUAAUAAGCUCUAUUAA
Trichophyton rubrum CBS 118892 is the source of this 1776-nucleotide messenger RNA. RefSeq lists its product as uncharacterized. Bases 1 to 1776 code for a protein of 591 amino acids. NCBI's taxonomy places the organism in Eukaryota, Fungi, Ascomycota, Eurotiomycetes, Onygenales, Arthrodermataceae. The transcript has 3 exons. The record is from RefSeq and is a predicted model, not a curated record.